GACAGUACGUUUGUAUGUGCAAUGUGUCCUGUCUUUCUCUCACUCUCUCCCUCUCUCUCAGGUUGGUCAUCAGCCUCCCUGAGUAUCAGUCCCGACAGAUCUCAGUUCCUUGAAUAUAAGUCUGUUUCUCUGAGCUGUGAGGUUCAGGUGAGUUCUGCUGGAUGGAGACUGAAGAGGUACACAGUGACUGGAGUCGACUGGGGGUUCAAUCACGGUUCCAACUACGUCAUCAAGACAGCCAAAACAUCAGACAGUGGAGUGUACUGGUGUGAGUCUCGGUCUGGACAACGCAGCAAUGCUAUCAACAUCACAGUACACGGUGGUGCUGUGAUCCUGGAGAGCCCCGCCCUUCCUGUAACUGAAGGAGAUUCUGUGACUCUGCGCUGCAGACAUGAAGACAAGAAAACGAAGGACACGUCCUCAAACUUCACAGCUGAUUUCUACAAAGAUGGAUCCCUCAUCAGGACUGAGACGACAGGACAGAUGACCAUCCCUGCAGUAUCCAAGUCAGAUGAAGGGCUCUACAAGUGUAACAACUCUGAAGGAGAAUCACCAGCGAGCUGGAUGACUGUGACAGGUGAGUAAAAUAAAAUCACAGAAUUAUAAUGUAUAUUUUUUUUAAUCGUAUAUUUCUUAUUUUGGUUUAGUUAAUAUAAAUGUGAAG
This is a messenger RNA of Salvelinus sp. IW2-2015, 664 nucleotides long. RefSeq names its product low affinity immunoglobulin gamma Fc region receptor III-A-like. Gene Ontology annotation, molecular function: transmembrane signaling receptor activity. Gene Ontology annotation, cellular component: plasma membrane. Lineage: Eukaryota; Metazoa; Chordata; Actinopteri; Salmoniformes; Salmonidae. The record is from RefSeq and is a predicted model, not a curated record. Gene Ontology annotation, biological process: cell surface receptor signaling pathway.